Fusarium musae is the source of this 894-nucleotide messenger RNA. RefSeq lists its product as uncharacterized. NCBI's taxonomy places the organism in Eukaryota, Fungi, Ascomycota, Sordariomycetes, Hypocreales, Nectriaceae. Bases 1 to 894 code for a protein of 297 amino acids. The record is from RefSeq and is a predicted model, not a curated record. The transcript is spliced from 5 exons.
AUGAUUGUUACUAUCUUUGGAGCCAAUGGCAACCUGUCUAUCCGAAUUACUCGGCUCCUGCUUCAGAAGCCAAACGUUUCUGUGAGAGGGUAUGCUCGAAACAUUUCCAAAAUCCCGGAGGAUAUCCGCAACCAUCAGCAGUACGAGGCAAUCCAGGGUGAGGUCACUGAUAAAGAGAAGAUUCUUGUGCUGGACGGUCAAAAACUACUCAUUGACAUCUGUGAAGAAGAAAAGGUUGGCCGGUACUUCUCCUCGGCCUUUGUUGGCGACAUUCGCGGCAUGAAGGUUGGUCAACAUGAUCGGAUGGAUAUCACACUCCAGAUCUUCAAGUAUCUGGAAAGCAAGAAGCUGCGUUCCGUCCAUAUGAUGUGCGGAGCUUUUAUUGAAACGUGGCUCGAAUAUUCUGGUGUGAUCGAUCUCGGCACCAAUACCGUCUCGUACUGGGGUACUGGGGACGAGAUUUGGGACUUGACUAGUUACGAUGACUCAGCUGCGUAUACGGUUGAAGCCAUUCUCGAUGAGAGUGCUGACGGGUACUUGAAAUUCGCCGCUGAUAGGGUCAGCCCUCGUGGUCUGGCAGAGCUGUAUGAACGCGUCACUGGGCAAAAGACCAAGGUCAUUUGUAAUGGAACCCUCGAUGAUCUCUAUAAACAUAUGCAGGAGCAGAAGACGAAAUAUCAGGGCCAAAGCCCCUGGCUAUAUCUACCUCUAUUCUACACAUAUUACACGACAAACGGUACCAUGCUCAUGAAAGAUCCCCUCGAUAAUUCAAGGUAUCCCAACAUUAAGCCACAGACACUGGAGGAGUUUAUCAAGACGCACGAUCUCACUCGACCCGAAAACUUGCAAGCCCCAAUCUCCAAGUCUGCCCUAGUUGAGGCCUUGGGAAAUUGA